CAUCGAAUUCGCUAGUAGAUUUUAACAUCAACAGGACAUCCGCCAUUACUAACAGAAGUCAGAGCCCAAGUAUAAAGAAUGGACCCUCGCACCAGUGCCCAGGACGUGAUGCGAUGUGACCUGUGUGAGACUGCUGUGGUACAAAUGCACUGUGAUACAUGUCUUGUCAAUCUGUGUAAGUCCUGUGUGGGAGAACAUGCUUCAGCUGAUCUUUUCAAAACCUCAUAAAAUUGUCGACUUCAAGGAGAAAAAAUCUACUUUCCUCUACCCUGAAUGUGUAACACAUGACAAAGAAAGAUGUAAAAUGUACUGUAAACAAUGUGACAUUCCUAUCUGCACUAAGUGUCUUAUAUCCGAUCAACAUCUAGGUCAUAAAUUAUCUAAGAACUAUUACAAAUCCUAGAUGAAAAAAGGGACAUCAUCAUCCAGGAACAAAUUGAAUUAAAGGAAACAAUUUAUCCAACCUACCAGGAGAUUGCCUCUGAUGUACAAAACAGAAUGAGUCAGUUAGAAAAGGAAUAUGGAGAUCUUUCAACAGCCAUAACAAAACAUGGAGAGGACUGGCACAGAGAAAUUGACAAACUUGUCAAGAAACUUAAAGAUGAAGUUGAUGUUAUGAAAAACACACAGUUACAAACUCUACAGAAACAUCUGGAUGAAAUAAAAAUGAAAAUCUUUAACCUGAGGAAGGAAAUAAAUUCACUGGAGGAUGUUGUAGCCUCUAAAGACAUUUCCAAAAUCUAUAGUGUUAAAUCUCACAUAGAAAAAUACAGGAAACUUCCACAAAAAAUUACAUCUUUUUUACCCAACUUUACACCAGGAAGAAUCCAAGUAGAAGAACUAUGUAAUUUGUUUGGGGUUUUAUCAUCAAGUUCUUUAACAUCAGAUAAACAGGGUUACAGCAUGAAGACAACACAGAAAUCACCAGAAGCUGGAUCCUCUCCUCCAGUCAAACAGCUGCUUGAUGAACCAGAGAUUAUCACCACCAUAGACACUGGAUACGAAAGACUUUACAAUGUGGCCUGUCUGAGUGAUGAAGAAAUCUGGACAAGUGGAAAUGGCAACACAAUAAAACUCUUCAGCAUCAGUCAGGGAUUACUACUGAAGUCAAUCAGAACCAAGUCAGGGAACUGGCCAUGUGACAUAGCAGUGUCAAAAAUUGGAGAUCUAGUUUAUACUGAUUACAAAGAUAAAACUGUAAAUAUUGUGAAGAAUGAGAAGAUAGAGGUGGUCAAACAAAAGAAAUGGAAACCUCUGGGUAACUGUAUUACAUCCUCUGGUGAUCUUUUGGUUAUUCUAAUGAGUAAUGAUAGAAAACAAACAAAAGUUGUCCAAUACUAUGGCUUCAUAGAGAAAGAAAGCAUUCAGUUUGAUGACACUGGUAAACCUCUCUAUUCUGAUUCAGAAGAAAAAUACAUUACAGAGAACAAGAACCUAGAUAUCUGUGUGUCUGACAAUGAAGCUGGAGCAGUAGUGGUGGUCAAUCGAGCCGGGAAACUGAGAUUCAGGUACACUGGACAUACUCCUGCCCCAAAGAACCAACCAUUCAGUCCACGAGGAAUCACGACAAACAGUCAGAGUCACAUUCUUACAGCUGAUAUUAACAAUGACUGUGUCCACAUCAUAGACCAGGAUAAACAAUUCCUCUUCUACGUAGAGUGUGGACUGAGUUAUCCCAUAGGACUGUGCACAGAUACAAAUGACAAUCUGUUUGUUGCUGAAUGGGAAAACAGAAAAGUGAAGAAAAUCAAAUUUCUACAGUAAAAUCCAUCCCUUAAUGCCGGUUUACACUAUGCUUCUUGACACAUGCAUCUUGGAUGCAUGCAUCUAAAUUCAGAGUGUAAAUGGGCCUUGUGUUAAAUUUAAUAGGUGUUGCAUCUUGACAGAUGGAAUAGAACUUGUUCUGUUCCGUGUGUCAAGAUGCAUGGAACUGACCAAUUAAAGGAAGGGUCAGAGUUGAGUUUAGAUCAUAAGCCUUAUUUUCCUCCAUAUUGGUGCAAAAUUCUUCAUCCCAAAAGAACCAAAAACAAAGAAAAUACUAAUUAAGGACAGAUGAUACAAACAAAAAAUGGAUGUCUGGAUUGGUGUGUAUUUUUUGACCCAUUAUUAUUGUUAAUGAUGCAAAUAAUAAAUUUCUAAAUUAUUAAGAAAUUAUAUGGUGUUUAAAAUUAUAUCUUUCCGCAACCAUCCUUAUUAUUCUAUACAAAGUUUUGUCACUUUAAAUCCCAUUAUUGUAAAGAUGUGAAUGAAAAAUUAAAAUCUAUA
Molecule: messenger RNA, 2265 nt
Organism: Saccostrea echinata
Lineage: Eukaryota; Metazoa; Mollusca; Bivalvia; Ostreida; Ostreidae
Exons: 2
Coding region: 499-1764 (421 amino acids)
Biological process (GO): protein polyubiquitination; proteasome-mediated ubiquitin-dependent protein catabolic process
Molecular function (GO): ubiquitin protein ligase activity
Source: RefSeq, a predicted model, not a curated record